Messenger RNA from Eriocheir sinensis (Chinese mitten crab), 1931 nucleotides. RefSeq names its product leucine-rich repeat-containing protein 70-like. The record is from RefSeq and is a predicted model, not a curated record. The transcript is spliced from 10 exons. The coding region runs from base 629 to 1846 and encodes 405 amino acids. Lineage: Eukaryota; Metazoa; Arthropoda; Malacostraca; Decapoda; Varunidae. Gene Ontology annotation, molecular function: protein binding.
AAAGACUCAAGGAAUUUUGGUUUCCUAAUGAAUUGCAGGUUGACCGGAUCACGUGCGCGUAAGGUUAGGCAAAGGAAGAAUGGUGGCUCUUCAUUAUCUCGUGGAGGACGUGAUAUUCCUCCUGCGGCAGCUUUAUUAAGAGGCGGAGGGAGGAAAGGAAUGGUCAAACCCUCCUGUGCCGCCUGCCGCCCCUCCCGGCCCGUGCCAGCCCGCCCGUUGGCCCACACACUGCUCCGCGCCGACCCCGAAGCUCCGCCUUCUUAUCUAAGCUCCGCCCCUCCCCUGCGUCCCCCGGAAGCAGUGUGUCAGCAGCGCUACGCCGAGCGGGUCAGCAGCGCCGUGGUACACGUCGGCCAACGCUGCGAACUUCAGUGACCUUCCGCAGGACCCGAAGACAGACAGACAGUCGUCCUCAAGCAUCGGGACACAGAGCCUCGUUGUGGGCGUUGCAGGAGCGGCCGCGGGCUGGCCUCGAGCUGCUGGUGUGCUGCAGGGGCGCGCCUGGACCCUGAGGCGACCAUCGGGCAGGCUCUGCGGCGCCGGGAGGAGGUUCCCGUCGAGAAAUGAGGAAAGUACGAGGCAAACAGUAGAAAAAAAUACCUCAAACACUCCCUUCGUAAAAGCAAGCAUGAGCGUGGCGGUGGUGGUGGUGGUAGUGGUGGCGGCGGUGGUGGUGGUGCUCCCGGAGGCGUGCGAGGCCUUGGUGACAUGUCCUGAGAAGUGUUUUUGCCUCUCCGAUACUAAGGUCAUAUGCAACGGCGGCAAUCUCUCGGCGGUCCCUCAGCGGCUGCCGGAGACUGUGGAGGACCUGACCUUCUCCAAGAAUGACCUGCGGACGCUGGAGACGGAGAUGUUCGUGCGUUGGCGCCACCUGAAGACGCUCUCGCUCAAUGACAACCAGAUCCGGAAGAUAAAACCCUUCGUCUUCCGCGGCCUCGGCCACCUCAAGGACAUAUCCAUCCAGAACAACCCCCUGACGGAGCUCCCGCAGUUUGCCUUCGCCGGCCUGGAGAGCGUGAACCAAAUCAACCUCUCCAAGAACCGCAUCGAGGUGAUCAACCCGUACGUCUUCGCGGGCAGCAGGAACAUCGGUAUGAUCCUCCUGCAGGAGAACCCAGUGUACAGAGUGCGCGCCCGGGCCUUCUCCGGCCUCCGUAUGGUGCAGUUCCUCUACCUGCCUUCCUGGGUCAAGGUGAUUGAGUCCGAUGCCUUCUUUGACCUCGAGGGCGUGGGUCUGCUCCGCCUCCACAGCCUCAACCUCCACGCCCUGCGCCCAUACACCUUCAGGGGUCUGAGGAACGUGACGCAGAUCUCCAUCCAAGAGUCUGACCUGGGCCAGCUGCGGGACCAGGCCUUCGAGGGGCUGCGGAACGUUGGCGAGCUGCGUAUCCUCAACAACAAGGUGGACGACUUGGAGUCCCUGGAGGUGCGGGAGGAGGCCAACGUGGACGGGGUGUUGGUGCGCGGCAACCACUUCCUGCACGUGAGCCGCGAGAUGCCCUUCAGAAUCUACGCCAACGACCGCACCAUCUUCACGGAGAACUACGUGCCGUGCACGUGCCAGCUGUGGUGGGUGCUGCACUCGCCCCUGGUGGUGCGCGUGUCGCUGUUCAGGCGCCACAACUACUGCGUGUCGCCCUACCCGCUGCACGGCCACUCCAUCGACAAGGUGCCGCUGCACGAGCUGGACCGCUGCCCCGCCCCGCAGGAGCUGCAGCUUCCCAAGAGUAGCGAAGCGUCCAUCGCCGCCGCCCAGCGCUCCGCCCCCCUCAUGUGCUGCCCCGGUGUGCCUGCCCCGCUGCUGCUGCUGCUGCUACUCCUGCUGCUGCUGCUCGCUGACUGCUGACCGGGUCGGAAGCCCCUGACGGUGCUUUAGUUAGUAGAACUUAUGUACAUAUGUAGCUCCCACCUAAUAUUGUAAGGAUUCUGAA